Molecule: messenger RNA, 1434 nt
Organism: Lolium perenne
Lineage: Eukaryota; Viridiplantae; Streptophyta; Magnoliopsida; Poales; Poaceae
Source: RefSeq, a predicted model, not a curated record
AUGCAGAUAUUUGUUUUGAAGAAGAAUCCAAGGGCUCGCGGAUUUGAAUACUGGUUUGGUGGCAUUGAUCUCAAUGCAACUCCUGAAGCUAGUACAUCAACUGAUCAACAUGCUGGGCAGCCGCCAGAAGUCGGAGGCCAUCGUGUCGAUCCCCAAGGAGAUGAAGCAGGUCCUUCGAACAAUGAUCAGCAAGCUGAUUCGCGUGCACGGACUGGUGUUACACUUUCCAGUGAGGAAAGCGAUGGUGAAGCUGAGGUUGAGUCAACGCCUGAAGGAUAUGUUCCAAAGGUUCCAUUUGUUGGCAUGAUGUUUGACACACCUGAACUAGCUUUGCAGCACUACAACAGAUAUGCUCACCACGUUGGUUUUUCAUUGAAGAUAGAAUCAUCUAGGAGAUGUGCUAAAGAUGGUGAGCUAGAUAAAUUUGUUUAUGUCUACAACAAAUCUGGGAAGCAUAGAGAAGAAGAAGCAGUCCCAGUUAAGCAGAGGAAUCGUAAGCUAACUGUGCUGACCGACUGCAAAGCAAAGCUUCGAGUAAAACGUGAUGGUGCUAGAUGGAAAGUUACUCAGUUUGUUGAGGUGCAUACACAUGAGGAAGAAUCAUGGAAAUCAUGGGGGAGCUAUAUGGGAGCAAGCGAAUGUCCCAUACAACAACAGAAACAGUUAGUAACUACACUCGCAAAACUAGGGAACUAUGACAGGAUUAAAGAUAUCCCAGAGCUGCUAGAGUACUUUGAAGAAAUCAAGAAAGAUGAUCCCAGAUUUUUCUACAAGUUCAAGCUAGAUGCAGAAAAUAAAGUGGAGAACCUGUUCUGGGUGGAUAGCAAAGCAAGAGAUGUCUACCCCCUGUACAAUGAUUGUAUUUCUUUUGAUACAACAUUCAUGACAAACCAGUACAGCAUGCCAUGUGCUCCUUUCAUUGGAAUAAAUAGAUAUGGUCAAUCCAUCCAGCUUGGUUGUGGUUUUGUGAGGAAUGAAUCUUCUGUGAAUUUUGUGUGGUUGUUUGAGCGGUUUUUAGAGGCAAUGGAUGGACUACAUCCAUUGAACAUCAUUACUGAUCAAGAUGCAGCUAUCAGAACUGCUAUCCUCAUUGUGUUCAUUGGCAUCAUACACAGGUUCUGCAGAUGGCAUAUAAUGCAAAAAGUACAGGAAAAACUUGGUACUUUUGUUGCUCAGAGAGAAGACUUGCGUUUAGAGUUCAAUGAUGUGAUUGACUACAGCAUGACACCGGAAGAGUUUGAACAGCGGUGGGCAAAUAUGGUGGAAACACAUGGGGUUGCAGAUAACACACAUUUUCUUGACCUCUAUGAUUUGCGUGAGUAUUUUGUGCCAGCAUAUUUCCGCCACCGGUUUUUCCCAUUCCUUCAAACUACAUCUAGAAGUGAAGGGUUUAAUGCUGUUCUUAAGCAGUAUGUUCAUCCACAUGAUAGCUGA